GUGAUAACAAUAUGGGACUCGCUGUUCACAUCAGCUGAACGUUUGGCUCUUCUACAGUGGAUUUGUUUAGCGAUGCUGGAACGAAAACGUGACAUACUGAUGAAUAGCGAUUUCAGCACUGCAUUGAGAUUGCUUCAGUGUCUCGGUAUUUGUUCAUUCAAUCGUUUAUCCGAUAAAAUGUUUCCGUAUUGUGAAAUUUCGAAUGACUAA
This is a messenger RNA of Anisakis simplex (herring worm), 210 nucleotides long. NCBI's taxonomy places the organism in Eukaryota, Metazoa, Nematoda, Chromadorea, Rhabditida, Anisakidae. The record is from the annotation of a GenBank genome assembly.